Messenger RNA from Letharia columbiana, 798 nucleotides. RefSeq lists its product as uncharacterized. Lineage: Eukaryota; Fungi; Ascomycota; Lecanoromycetes; Lecanorales; Parmeliaceae. The record is from RefSeq and is a predicted model, not a curated record. The transcript has a single exon. The coding region runs from base 1 to 798 and encodes 265 amino acids.
AUGCACACGCGCCAGAGCGCGACCUCAUCUCUCCUCUCGCCCAUAACAGUCUCUGCUUCCCAUUUCAAUUUCACUUUUCGAUCGUUCAAUCCACCAACAAUGUCCACAAACCAGCUCCGCUCCUUCUCGAAGCUCUCUCGCCCCACAACGAGCAAAGCCGUCAAACCCAUCGCUCGCCCCGCCCACCACAUGUCCACUUCCACGAAACCCACCCCCGCCCGCUCCAACAGCGACGUCGCGCCCCUUCACCCGCGACUUCCCAUUCCGAAGCCCGUGACCUCGCUCCUCCGCCCCAAGCUCUCCUCCUUUCGCGGCAUGGCGUCCGGACCCGCGCACCUCGGAUCCGGACCCAUACUCGCGAGGGUGAUGUCGGACCCCACGUUCCACAAAGAAGCCGACACGGAAGCGAAAGUCGCCAUCGAAAAGGCCGUCGCGGAGGAGAUGUUGCAGAGGUACUUCCCGGGCCCCCUGGGCAGGGUCGUCCGCAAGGGCCCUCUUCCCGCGACGCCGGCGGACACGGCGCCCAGGGAGCACACCGCCCUCUGGCAUGUCCUGAAGGAGGAUGAUGGGCUGUCGGUCGUGUAUGCCUACGCGCAUGCGGGCGGGGAGACGGAGGACGGGCUGAGUAUGUAUAUGCUGAGGCUGAGGCAGGUGAUUGGGGAGGAGAUCAAGGAGGCGGAAAUGGGGGGCAGGGUGAGGGGUGGGAAGGUGUUUGGGAUUGCGCAGGCGGGGAUGGAGGUGUCGUUCUUUCAGUAUGGGAGGGGGGAUUUGGGGGAUGCAGGAUUGGGUGGGGUUUGA